Messenger RNA from Acomys russatus (golden spiny mouse), 650 nucleotides. RefSeq names its product methionine sulfoxide reductase B2 (gene Msrb2). Lineage: Eukaryota; Metazoa; Chordata; Mammalia; Rodentia; Muridae. Gene Ontology annotation, cellular component: cytoplasm. Gene Ontology annotation, molecular function: peptide-methionine (R)-S-oxide reductase activity. The coding region runs from base 20 to 547 and encodes 175 amino acids. The record is from RefSeq and is a predicted model, not a curated record. Gene Ontology annotation, biological process: response to oxidative stress; protein repair. The transcript is spliced from 6 exons.
ACCGGUUGGUGGCAACGUCAUGGCGCGUCUGCUGCUGGCGCUGCGGGGCCUGCCCUUGCUGGAGGCGGCUGGGCGGCCGGUCCGGGGUUGCGCCGGGUCGGGCGGCGGAGACGCAGGGUCUCUUACACGGUCCAAGCUCUCUCUGAGCAAGGCUGACUGGCAGAAGAAACUGACACCUGAGCAGUUCUACGUCACCAGAGAGAAGGGAACCGAAGCGCCUUUCAGUGGGAUAUAUCUGAACAACAAAGAGACAGGGAUGUACCACUGUGUAUGCUGUGAUAGCCCACUCUUCAGCUCUGAGAAGAAGUACUGUUCCGGCACGGGCUGGCCUUCGUUUUCUGAGGCUUAUGGCACAGCAGGCUCAGAUGAAAGUCACACAGGAAUCCUGAGACGUCUGGACUCUUCCUUAGGGUGUGCUCGCACGGAGGUGGUCUGCAAGCAGUGCGAAGCGCACCUUGGCCAUGUGUUUCCUGAUGGACCCAAGCCCACUGGCCAAAGGUUUUGCAUCAACAGUGUGGCCCUGAAAUUCAAACCAAGCAAGCAGUGAGCGUCUCCUGGAGGCUCGUGCUCAGCCCGUCCUCGUGGAACCUCAAGCAUCCCACAAACAUAAGAGCAGGGAAAUGAAAGCAAUGAGGCUGAGGUGGCAUCGG